Otolemur garnettii (small-eared galago) is the source of this 1361-nucleotide messenger RNA. It is a transcript of the gene IFITM10, whose product is annotated as interferon induced transmembrane protein 10. The coding region runs from base 1 to 996 and encodes 331 amino acids. NCBI's taxonomy places the organism in Eukaryota, Metazoa, Chordata, Mammalia, Primates, Galagidae. Gene Ontology annotation, cellular component: plasma membrane. The record is from RefSeq and is a predicted model, not a curated record. The transcript has 5 exons.
AUGGACUCAAAGAAGAGGGAACCGAGUUGGGCCGCCGGGACGCGGCUGGGCGGACAGACAGCGACCCGCGGGACAGCGGAAGGACGCGCUGGGAGGCGCAGGGUCCGGCCGACUGCCAAGGAGUCGCCAGUAGGUGAGGACGCGCCGUCCGGGCGGCUGCAGCAGCGCGGGGCGGAGGGGUCGGGCGGAGCGGGGAGCCUCGCCGCAGACUCCCCGGCGCGGGUGACUCGAUACCAGGUUGAAGUGUUGGUCCUGCGGCGCGUCAUUGUGCGUCUCUUUGCGGCCCGGGUUGUUUACCUGGUGGUGUCUGGCGCCUGCGGGGCGCGCGCGGGAUCCGGAGAGCCGCGGGCAGUGCUGGUGUCUGUGUCCCAGGUGCAGCGCGUCUGCGUGCAGGCCCAGGGCCCCCCGCCAGUGCCCAGCACCGCUGGGAGCCCCGGCAGCACCACGGACGGCGCCCAGGAAGCCCGAGUCCCCCUGGACGGGGCCUUCUGGAUCCCGAGGCCCCCGGCAGGUUCUCCCAAGGGCUGCUUUGCUUGUGUGUCCAAGCCCCCUGCCUUGCAAGCUUCCGCGGCCCCCGCCCCGGAGCCCUCGGCCUCUCCCCCCAUGGCGCCCACGCUGUUCCCCAUGGAGUCCAAAAGCAGCAAGACGGACAGUGUGCGAGCCACCAGCGCCCCCCAGGCCUGCAAACACCUGGCUGAGAAGAAGACAGUGGCGAACCCAGCAACUGUGGUGGAGGUCUACCCGGACAGCAGCGAGGUCAAUGACUACUACCUGUGGUCCAUCUUCAACUUCGUCUACCUCAACUUCUGCUGCCUGGGUUUCAUCGCCCUGGCCUACUCCCUCAAGGUCCGGGACAAGAAGCUUCUCAAUGACCUGAAUGGGGCCGUGGAGGAUGCUAAGACAGCCCGGCUGUUCAACAUCACCAGCUCUGCCCUAGCCGCCUCCUGCAUCAUCCUGGUCUUCAUCUUCCUGCGGUAUCCGCUGUCUGACUACUGAGGCUGCAGCUCAACCGCAGAGACCAGCAGAGACGUCUUACUUUCAUGAUGGCUCAGAUGUAGCUCCUGUGAGGUUGGGGCUUCUGCCCUGGGGUGCCCUGAGCUGUGAACCAUCGAAGGCUGCCCCUCGCCCCUGCCUCCGCCCGUCCCCGGGGCAAGGGGCCUCUCCCCAUGCUGCUGCGCCCCGGCUUUCAGUGGCUGCCAUCCCCCCUAGUGGGCCCUUCCCCUUGUGGGUUCUCAGGGCCCCUCAGACCUGACACCCAGCAAGAAGGGCUCAUACGAGAGCUUCCCAGGCUGAGGGACUGCCAGUAUUGGGGAAUCGCUCUCUUCCGCCCCUCUGCCUCCUGCUGCCUUGCUCAGAGCUCU